GAUGCUUCGCGCGCUCGUCGACAUCAAGCUCAUCCGAGGCACAGAUCUUGCGGAGAAGCUGAGUGUUGCGGCACAAUCUCAUUCCAUCCAGGCUCUAAAAUACGCCAUCCAUCCAAAAUGGAUGCAGUAGAGUAUAGUAUAGGCGUGAAUAAUCGCUUCGGCCUUUUACUUUCUGACGAGGAAGACCCAGAGACUACUUUUAAAGAGUCUGAGAAGGCUGCUAAGGAAACGAAAGACAAGAAGGCGAAGAGUGCACGUCCAUCUGUCAAGGAUGGUAAGCCUCAGCAGACUAAAAAGGACAAAGAGGCAGUGAAUGAAGAGUCCAAAAAAGAUGCCAAACGUGGAAACCGAGGCCCCAAGGAUGUUAGGAGAGAAAACGAGAAAAACACGAGACUGCUAAAUGGCCCUAAUGACAAAAGUCGUGAGGACAGGGAAAAUGUCCCUCCAAGAAAGGGGGGCUUUAACCGCAGCAGAGAAGAUGGCGGCCAAGAAGGCGGGGACUCUCCUGUCAAGGUCGAGCAAGGCGGAGAUAGAGGGGGCUUUGGCAGCAGGGGUGGUAACCGUGGAGCCAGGGGUACAGGCGGAAGAGGCAGAGGCGGGUUUGGCGCCAACCGUGGAGGGAGGAAGAGGGAGUUUGAGAGACGAAGUGGCUCUGACAGGUCAGUCCCUGAAGGCCCAAGUGUAGCCAACAUGAGGUCUGUGAAACCUCAGGACAAGCGAGAGGGUGGCGGCCAGUUUAACUGGGGAAACCCUGCUGAUACGGAGGAAGAAGGAGUGGCCUACAACCAGGAGAAGCCUGAUGUGGAGGGAUCUCCAGAGCCUGGGUCUCCUAAGCCUGAUGCUGAAGAAGGCCAGGAGCAGAAUGAGGAGGGGGAUGCUGAGAAGGAGGAAGAGCAAAAAGAGAUGAGUCUGGAGGAGUGGAAGGAACUCCAGAACAAGACCCGCGCCAAGAUGAGCUUCGAGCUGCGUAAGCCUGGCGAGGGCGAGAAGAAGAAUCAGUGGAAGAACACUCAAGUCCUGCAGAAAGAGGAGAUCUCAGAUGAACAUGGAGUGAUGUACGAAGAAAAGAUCAAGACAUCAGGGCGUGUAAAGAAAGCUGUCCCUGGCAUCCAGUUUGACUUUGUAAACACAGAGCCCAAGGGUGAUUCCCGUGGUGGUGGCCGUGGAGGUCGAGGUGGCCGCCCAGGAAGAGGUGGUCGUGGUGGCCGUGGGGCCAGUGGCGGCCGUGGCAGAGGGGGAGGCAGAGGUGGCUUUGGAGGUGGUGCUGGCCCACAGGGUGAAGGCCACUUUGAGAUCAACAGCGAUGAGUUCCCCUCAUUGGCUUAGGUUGAUCCAAGAGCCUGAGGCAUUUGCAGAGAUUAGACUGUGUGCUGCUUGUGUACGUACCAGUAAUUGACCAGCUGAUAAAACCGCUGAGUCCAGCAUUUUACUACAAUCAAAUAAGAGAAGAAGAGCCAUGUAUUCAUAGAAAUGGAGGCGCCAUAGCGUGCGGGCAUGGGCAAUAUGCCUGAGAAGAAAUAGAGGUAAAGCGCCAAGCUAAAAUGCCUCUAACACCUGCUAAACUGCCAGUAGGGUGACUGGGGGAUAGUCAAUCGACUUUGACUUCGACUUUUCUAUCCAUCAUAAAGCAAUGUAGUACAGUGCUCACUAAAGACUUUGUAAUGGAGCACCAUUAUCAGCACAGUGCUUUGCAUGCCUCCCUGUUCUAAUAAGGGUUGCAUUUGUAAGAAUUAUACAGAAAUGGUGUAAUUGGAUAGCGGUCAAGGUCUGUAUUGUUUACAUACAAUAUUGGAGCACUGCAGAAGUUCAAAUAAAAUCCUUCCAUUGAAAAUUUAA
Molecule: messenger RNA, 1836 nt
Organism: Nematostella vectensis (starlet sea anemone)
Lineage: Eukaryota; Metazoa; Cnidaria; Anthozoa; Actiniaria; Edwardsiidae
Product: plasminogen activator inhibitor 1 RNA-binding protein
Cellular component (GO): nucleus; cytoplasm
Molecular function (GO): RNA binding
Source: RefSeq, a predicted model, not a curated record